Brassica rapa (field mustard) is the source of this 4525-nucleotide messenger RNA. RefSeq lists its product as uncharacterized. The record is from RefSeq and is a predicted model, not a curated record. NCBI's taxonomy places the organism in Eukaryota, Viridiplantae, Streptophyta, Magnoliopsida, Brassicales, Brassicaceae.
AAAAAGUUUCUUCUGGGUUUUAUGAACAUGAUGAGUGCAGACAAACUGUUCGACAGAAUGCCAAAAUGAAGAGCAGAAGGUCUAUGAAGAUUCUAAUUGGUUAUUGGAUGGAAGAUAGAUAGUGGAUAUGAUCAAAGUUGAUGUGGAAAAGUCCCUUUUGUUAUCAGACAAAUUUGAUGAGUUACAUGGGUCAUAAAGAACCAGGAUUCUUUGUGAGAAAGAAAGGUCACAAUGUACCUCUGAGUGAGAUCGACUAAGCUCUCCAAGUUCAAGAGAAACCUAUAAGUGAAGCCAUGCGAUACUCAUGACCAAACAAUCUCUUAUACAUGGUGAAUUGAAGAUUACACCUAUAGCUCCAUGAGAUCAUGCUUCCACCACUCAUUCCACCAAGCCAUAUGCAUUUGGGGUUCAAACUUGGCCUCUUGCUUUCACCCGAUUCCAAGUUUGCGAGGGAGUACUAGAGACAAGUCCAAAGCAAAGUCAUCAAGCCCAGUAUAAUUUUUUAAGCCCAUGUGUUUAGGGUUUUCCUUACUAAGUAGCUUCAUAUAAAUAAGUACUGAUAGUGAUGUUAUGUGUUUAGCUUUGUAACUUUGUCUGCACAGUUGAAGCAUCUCCCUUUCUCAUUUUAAAUUAAAUACAAUUGUGUUUUUUGACUCUUGCAGACAAGUUAAUUGACUUCCUCUCUUUAGUUUAUUAGUCAUUCAAUAGAACUUUAUCAGCUAUUAGUCUUUCAAUAAAGCUCUACAGAGCCAUAAUCUUUCUAGUUUCAUAAAUGUUAUCAAAUGGAGGGCAGAUUUUUUCAUGAAUUUCAAGUUUUCUCUUAAACCAAGUUCUUCCGAAAAUGCAUUAGCUUCCAUUUUGAUGUUCCCACAAUUUGGAAAUUUGGCGCAUGAGAAUUUUUAGUAUAGAAACAAGGCAAAACCAAUAAAGGAAAAUGAAAUAGUUGGGAGAUUUGGAUGUGUUUUUGUGUUAGAUGUUGGUAAUGCCUAAAAUUAACCAACGAAAAGGUGACGUAGUACACAAAUAUAGCAACACUAACUAUCACAACCACAACCACAAUUAUCUUUUUCUCAUUCUUUUUCUCUUUCUCUUUCUCUUUCUUUUUCUUACCUAUUUCUAAACAUAGCAAGCCUGAGAAAGAAACACACACAAAAACCAUUGUCUUUAGUCCUUCCUAACUGUUUUUCAGAGAUAAACAAAACGUGAGUUCCCUAAAUUUCUCUUGACCAAAAGAAACAAUUUGCAACAAGAAAAAAUCGUGAAAAUGGCAUAAAAAAUGGUGAUGCUAUAGGCCAAGGGAAAAAGAAUAAAAAGGUAGAAGAGGCAAAGGACAUGGAAGACAGUCGCAGAGGAUCAUCUUCAACACCACAAUCUCGAAGAAUCAUGGUGAUUGCCGACCCAACCCGUGAAUCCGCAGCUGCUCUUCAAUACGCUCUUUCACAUGCCGUGCUUGAGCAAGACGAGCUUAUCCUCGUCCAUGUUGAAAACAAUGGUGGCUCAUGGAAAAAUGCUUUCUCCAGUUUUUUGAGAUUACCAAGCUCCAGCUCCUCCUCAAACACCAGCGGGUCUUCACCAGGAGCUGCUAAUUUUAAUCCUAGCACAGCAAACUCGGCUUCAUCUUUGGCCUCAGAAAUUGGUCAGGGAGAAGGAAAUUUUCUUGAACAGAUGAGACGUAUAUGUGAAGUCGCUCAGCCAAAGGUGCCUGUGCACACCGAGUGUAUAACCAUGGAAGGCAUCAAAGCUGCAGCUAUUCUUCUUCACGGAGAGAAACUUGGGGUUGAUGUUAUAAUCAUUGGUCAGCGGAGGACAAUCUCAUCCUCCCUUCUAGGAUCUAGGCGACCUGGAGGGUCUCUAAGAGGGUCAAAAGGAGUAGACACAGCGGAAUAUCUAAUCGAGAAUAGCAAAUGCACAUGUGUUGGUGUGCAGAAGAAAGGUCAAAAUGGAGGGUAUGUUCUAAACACCAAGACCCACAAGAACUUUUGGCUCUUGGCGUGAUCAUGCUCAAUGCUCCUAGUCAGUUUCAUAAUUCAUAAAUGUAGCUAAAAAGGAAAUUAUUAAAAUUUACCUGUCAUCUUCACUUGCUUGUUUCAUGAUCUCUAACUUCAGUAGAUGAAGUGUUAUGGAGGCAAACAUAAAUGAACUAUUUAUUUUACCAGGUUCAAUGUUAGCCAGAUUGUGUACACCCCAUACCUUCAAAACAAGUUUUUCUGACAAAAAUUAGUUUCAACUACUGUGUCAACCUAAGGCUUCACGUAUGCUUCAACACAAACCUUAUGUUUGCAUAUAUAUAAUCGUCGAUUCAUACCUCAACACUUAAUUGUGGUCCCUAUCCGAAUAUGCAUUAGCAACAUUUGCUAAACCUAUCUUUUCUUUUCACACUAAAAGUUUCAUUCAUCAUUUGAGGGAUACAGUGGUGGAAUACCUUUGUGAGAUACAAAUCGGCAGUACAAAAGGAUGACUCCGGAGAUAUUUGCCGGUGAAAACCAUAAGUUUUCCCAGAACCAAAUCCUUAAGAAAGGGAGACUAAAACAACACCAAAAUUAACUAACCGAGGCUGGAUCCUAGAGAAAACAACAAUGACUACGAAAGCAAAAGAGAAAGGUGGACACAACUGAGAACACAAAUCAACCUUCACCUUGAAAUAAUUUAGUUCUCUCUAUAGACUAAUCAACUAAUCGUUUCUUCAUGAUAAGCUGGCUAUGACGUGGCCAGUGACUCCUAAACAAAAAUAAUAUUUAUAACAAAAAGUAAACUAAUAAUAUAUAAAUAUAUAACAAUGACAUAUAAAAUAGAAAAAAAACAUAUUGUCAUCGUCUUUCGCACAUAUAUGUGAAAUUGUCUCUUCUUUUUUCAUUUGAUUCCACCAAAACUAAUCAACUCGUUCAUGCGAUCUCCUUUUAAGAACAGUGCUGAUUCCAACAACUAGAAAAGUGCUGUGACAAAAAUGAGAAAAAUAGAUACAGAAACAGAUGGAUAUAGCAAUAUAACAAUGACAUCUAUGUUUAACGUGGUUGGUACUAGCUAGCUACCUUUACAUGUAAAAUUUUUUUUAUUAUUGGAGAUGAUAUUAAAUUUAUGGAGGAAAAACUGAUAAGACAUCUAACCUAUACUAAAAGGGUUAUAUGAGGAGUAGAGAGUGUGUCCACGUAGGACAAUUAAAUCAUCCAAUCAGGAGACUUCUUUAUGACACGUCAUGCCCUCAUCAAUCAAUAACAGAUUAAUAAUGUGUCAAAAAAAUUGGAAUUACGCAGAGAAGAAACGAGGGUUGUCUUCCCUCUUCGUGCGCCGUUCUAUGUCGUUUCCGUUUACUUUUACCUUCUGAAACAGUUUGAGUAAAGAGUUUGUGUUUAAUCUCUUUGAUUCGUCCAUUCACUACUCCGUCUCCCUCUCUCUGUUUUCCCCCUGUUUUCUAUUUUGUUGAACCCAAAUUGAUUGAGAAGAUGGGGAGAGGAAAAAUAGAGAUAAAGAAGAUUGAGAAUGUGAACAGUCGUCAAGUCACUUUCUCCAAGAGACGUAACAGGUUGAUAAAAAAGGCGAACGAGCUUUCGUUUCUCUGUGAGGUCGAUGUCAUCGUCUUCUCCAACACCGUCAAGGUUUACUAUUUCUCCAGCGGAAGGUAAAAAGGAUGAGUCUUUUGUUGUUUUGGGUUCAUUUGAGAUUCGUAUAAAGGUUAGUUUUAUGAGUUUAUGUGUCUAAAGAAACCCCUUGAAAACAGAGCAGUGUUGUCUACCAUUGAUAGGGUUGAUGGUGAAGUGUUUGUUCUGGGUUUUGUGUUUGAGGACUCUAGAUUGUGUCUGCGUGGAUUUGAUUUUAUCUGAGAAAGAUCUGAGAUUAGUAGUAGACGGUAGAGAUUGAGGAUGAAGAAUCAAUCUUUAGACGCUUUUGGUGAUAUGGUUGAAACUAAUUAAAGGAGAGUUUUUUGUUUGUUUCGAAUGUGUUCAUGGAGCACAUUCUAUCUAGGUAUGAAUACAACUGCUAAGACUGAACAACAACUUCUACUUUGAAUUAAAGGAGAGUUUUUUGUUUGUUUCAAAUGUGUUCAUGGAGCACAUUCUAUCUAGGUAUGAAUACAACUGCUAAGACUGAACAACAACUUCUACUUUGUUCUUCUCAAGAUAAUGGUGAUGUGGUAUGUGUAUCUAUUAUCUAUAAGCAGUGAACAAUGGGGGAUGGAACCAAUGAGGAGAGCCAGUUGAUGUGGUGACAAAGCCAGGACAUGCUGCUCUUUUGAUCAAAUUAUGAUACACAACAAAUUUGUUUCGUGCAGAUUAUUACGUCACAUGAUCAGAGAAACAGCAGCUCACAUAUGAGAACUGAUACAUUGAGAAAUGUCUCACCAAUGGAUUUUUGGAGGCUCUCCUUCUGCACAUGUUAAUCUUGGCAACUGGUUUUAUUCCUCAUCUCCUGCAACUAUAUUUGUAUGACUGUAUUAGAUCAUAUUACUACCAAUCUUCUUCCCAAGAAUGGCUUUAUUGUUGUUCAAGAAAUGUUCUUAUAUGUGCUUCUAUUUUAUGUCUUCAUUUUA